AUGGCUGAAUUUCCGGUGGUCACUCUUGAGGAUGGGGUUGAGAGUCUCAGUGAGGGUGAGGGAUCAAAGCAUUCUUCUCGUCAACUGGCCUUGCCUAGUACAGGCAAGGGUGAUUCGUCCCCGGCUAAACGAAGGCGUGAACUUGCAUUGCCAGCAGGUGAAGAUUUUUGGCUUCGCAUACAGGAAUGCGUCUCGAAUGCUGUUACCUCUAGUAUGUUGGAAUUGACAAACAGACAGACAGCUACAGAGCGAGGAGUGAACCUUGUUCAGCAGGGCCUAGAGCAACAAGGUCUGCAAAUCCAGGAGCUUGAGGAAAGAAGCACUGCAAGGUGGAAUGGACUACAGGAGCAAAUUGUUCUGCUACAAAAGCAGAUUGCAGUCUCCCCUCGGUCUUCGAAUGCCUCACCUUCCCAUCUGACAAGUCCGUCCUUUGGGAAUCGUCAUGGGAACAUGCCGGGAGCCCACCCUUCAAUGCUCAUUAUCGUCGGCGGCUGGAAAGAUGGUGAAUCCAAGGAGUGGGUUAUCGAGCAACUCAACAACCUGGUCCAGACAUCGGGUCAGGGACAGCACGUGUCAGAGAUCUCGGUCUACCGCAGGCGGCCACGGUGUGCAAAGGUACAUUUGAAGCUGCCCUGUGGUUUUGAGGAGCAGAAGGAACUUCAGCGAUCAGUCAUCAGAGCUUUGCGCGAGCGGCAGUGGGUUCCAAGAGACUGUUCCGAGCCGGCGUGGAUAGUGGCUGACAAGACACCCUUCCAGAGGUGUGUUGCUCGAGCGGUAGCCAAAGCAUCGUCUCUGGCCCAGCAGUUAGGCAAGGCUCGGGAAUUCUACGAGGUUGAUUCCUGGCCAUCAGCGCAGGGUUACAUGGGCUCACAGAUGGUCACAGGUAUGAGCCGUGGAUGCCAGCAUAUCGUGGAGCCCUCGGGGCCAGCGGACAACAUAGCUUGGCUUGAGCGUAAUGCUGAGCUUGGAGUAGACAUUUGGAUGGACCUGUAUAGGCCUCCAGAUGGUACAGGAAGCUUGGAAGGCGAUGCCGUCCAAGUGAGCCCGACAAUGGCACUUCAGUCCUUCGAAUUUGCGGGUCAUGCGCUUGCUCUUCAGGAACUUUCCUUAGGAUACGACCUCGAAGAUGGCAGAAGUGACUCGUUUGAGCAUGGUGAGUGGUUGUUUAUCGUGGCUAAGCCAGCUGGAUGCUUCAGAUGUCUGGGAUUUGUAUUUGAUCGUGAUGUGUUGAAGGAUUACUCUGUCGGCAGUGUGGGUCAUUCUCACUUUGAUGUUCGGGUGUUGAUCGAUGGGAACGCAGGGAAGCUUCAUCUUCGGAAUGUUCACUUGCCCCACUCCAAGAGACCCAUGGAGGACUUGCAAGAUGCGUGCCAGAGCUUGGAGGAAACAAGAGCGGAGCUCUUGAAUCGGCCAGUUUGCUUGCUGGGGGAUUUUAACCUGAAUCCGACCCUCGAGACAACAAGACGGGCGUGGCUAGUACAUACUACUCUUCAGUCAUUGGGCAUCCAUCAUUUGUCCUUGGAUCGCACUCCCACGCGCAUCAACUCUCAUAGACGACUUGACCAUCUGGGAUACAAUGAUGCGUUUCUAGCACUCUGCAGCAUGAUUUCCCCUGAGAGCUCCGUCUGGCGGUAUGGUCACGAGGAAUACUGGUGGCAGCUGCAGCUUGCAUUGCAGGUUGACCAUGUCAUGAUUUCUCAUGAGGUCAUAGUCGAGCAUGUCGACUCCAAGGUCAAACUCCCCAAGACUUCCAAAAAUCGUGUUGGGAAGUAUGUCGUGAGUGACAAGGUUGCGCUGCAUGCUGCGUUGGCUGGAAUUCGUGACGAUGACAUGUCCCAGCUGGAGCCUCUCCUUCGUCAACUGGAGCUAGCUCAGUCCAGCUUCACCAGUCGGGCGGGAUCCUUGAGGUACCGAGAUGUCGAGGAGGUUCGCAUGCUAUGUAGGGUUCGCAGUGUAACAGCCUGCCCGAUGGAGAGGGCCAGAUUGAGUAAAGAAAUCUCUGAGCGGCGUCGAGUUGGUAGGGCCGAGUGGCUUGCAAGCUUGUGGGAUCGUGCUGCGGCGGGGGAUUGGAGGGCACGGCAGUAUCUGAUGAGACCUAAAACCAAGAAUCGAGGGAUCCACCACUUUGUUCAGCAAUCGGGCAGUGUUUCCAAUGCCGUGAAGAAAGUCGCAGAGUUUUUCCACGACAAAUUCAGUCAGCCCUUCGAUGAUCAGGUGUGUCAGUGGCCCUGGCUAGUGGAGGUUGGCGCAGAGUCGCCUAUAGCUGAGUCUGAGGUGCUCUACCACGUUAGCAAGGCUAAAUGCGGCAGAACCUCUGGGCCCAGUGGAGUCUCGCAUGAACUGCUCAAGGAGAUUGUAACUACCCCCCGCGGAGUCAAGUACCUCACGCGCCUGAUCAACUGCAUGCACGCUGAUCCGCAACAUGUACCCCCUCACAUGUUUGAUGGUUUGGUGGUCCUCAUUGAGAAGACCCGAUGCGUGAGCGCACCCAGAGAUCUCAGGCCCAUAGUGUUGACAGAGGUGUUGAUAAAAAUCGUGUGCUCUAUCGUCAUGGACAGAACGGUGAGUACGUGGCCGGCGCCACAUGAACUUCUUGGGGGCAUGCCCGGAAUCCAGGUGGCUGAGACGCUGAAAUGCGCUCAAGCCCUCUUCAGUCAAUCGGCUAUGUAUCGGGAUGAGUACAUAUACUUGCGUCUGGACAUUGCGGGGGCCUUUGAUAAUUCUGACAUCAAUUCCUUGCUCCGAUUGUUUGAGGAUCAUUACCACCCUCAGGUGGCCAGCUCUUGUCGCUUCAUGCAGCGCAUGAUGCAGAACCAGCGCUUGCGUUUCACUUUCCUGGGGGCAGAGUGGAUUGUGCCCAUGAUGCGGGGCACGGUUCAGGGAGGUACCCAUUCCCCCAAGCUCUUUGCACACCUGCUGGCUGGUAUUUUUAGCAAAUUGAGACAACGCUGGGAGCGCGGUGGUGAGGAUCCGCCGUUUAAAGCGCAGGAAGUUGAUCUGUGGUCCCUCUUGUUCAUUGACGAUGGCAUCCUCGCUUUUCGAAACAUGCAACAGGCACUAAGAUUGUUUCCGGAGGUAUUGUUGGCCCUAAACGCGGUGGGGCUCCAGGUUAACUUGAGCAAGAGCAAGAUCCUUGGUUUGGCAUUGCCGGACUGCUUGCCUGGAUUGUUUCAAGGGAUCCAAGUUGUGGAUUCAGUCAUCUUUCUGGGGGUGCCCCUGAAAAUAGAUGAAUGGGAUGCUCAUAUCUUGGGCUCGUUGCUCGGAAGAUCCACAGCAGCUUUUCUGUCAGCUCGGCGUCUCCUUGUCAAUGCCCGCAUUCCGCUCAGCAAGAGGGUCUACAUGUUUGAGGCUUUGGUUGUCAGCUCAGUGGGUUGGGCCCUGGGGAUGUGCGAGCCUACAGCUGAUAAUCUCCAUCAAGCCAGCGUUCAUGGUACAACUCUCAUGGUAUGGCUCUUGCGCCUUAGACAACAUUCAGCUUGGCAAGACGCGCAGCAGUACAAGGCAAUUAGACACGUGGCCAAGGUUUGGUCGGGGGCUGUGUGGGGAGGUGGCUGGGAUCAGCUGUUGGCAGUGCGUCAUUGGACUCUUCUGGGUCAUGUUUGCCGGAGUCGGGUCUCUAAGCUGGCUAUGGUGUUGACUUUUCAAACUUCCCAUUUCGAGGCGGCGGAGGGCUGGCGGCGGCGGUACCGUACAGGAGGGGAUUGGACGCGAUCCAAAAGGGCCAGAAAUUUCAUGCAGACGCAGUAUCUGGAUGUGGAAGCAGCGGCGGAGAUGCCGAGCGGAAGCUGGAAUGCGUUUGUGCCCAAGUGGCUUGCUUGGGUGGGCCUAGCUGGACACGAUGAGCAGUUGCAAAUGUUGGUUUUCCACUGGCAGGAAGGGUGGCAAUUUAGGGAGGCCGCGUUGGGUGACAGUAGGCCAUUGGAUAUCCUGGAAGGUUGGCUGCUUGACAUUUGGUCCUCUGACACGGUGCAUUUUCGAGUGAGCGGGCCAGUCGUGGUCAAGGUGUGCCUGAUCGUCCUGGGCGUCAUGGGCAUCGUUGUUGUGCUGGACGACUCGGUGCAGGAUCAUGGCGACUACCAGCACCUUGCUCACCUGGACCGCUUGGUGGCCUCUCUCGCGGGCCAGGGGCGCUCCGAAGAUCUCUGUGCCGCUGCCUCCGUCUUCGCCGAGGCUUCUCCCCAUGAACUGCUGAUGGCAGGGAUUGGGCCAUUGCUUUGGACUCAGGGGUCCUGUGAAUGCUGCACCGCAAACACGACGGCAGACUUCGAUGGGAACUGGCUCCAGGCUGCGAGGCGGGCCAUGGACAAGGCACCCUUCCAGGCCCACGAGCUCCGGAUGGUUUGCUAUCCCAACGAGGAUUGCUCAGGUGUACCCUCCAGCGUGGCGGUUCUCGACACCCACGAGUCGGUAAGGGGUGAAGCCGAGGCCGACAUCGUCUACACGUUCAUCGUUGUGGUCUUGAUGGUUGUUUUUGCGCUGGCUUUCAUGCACGCGCUCAACAAGGUGAACACGCGGAUGCUGCACCCGCUGUGGAGCAUUCUGGACGACAUGGCUUCUUUGCGCUCGCUGGAAGCCGUGCGGAUGACGAAUUUCCAGCCUGCUAGCGACAUGCUCAAGGAUCUGCAGAGGGACGGCAAGCGUCAAGGCUGGAUCAAGAGGCUUAUCCGCUACACCAUGCGACUGCCCUUCUGCAGAGAGUCAGAGAAGAACAACGAUGAUGUGAAGGAGCUCGCGGAUCUGCGCGGCUCCCUCACGACCAUGCGAGCGGCACUGCGCUCCUGGGCCAAGUAUGUGCCGCCGUAUCUGCUGAAGUCCUUGUACAGAUCCGGAGUGGAGGCCACGGUUGGCUUCCACGAGAACGAGGUCAGCAUUUUCUUCUGCGAUAUAGAUGGCUUCCGAGACAUGUGCCGCGGCCUCCACCCAAAGGCCGUGCUGGACCUCUUAAGCUCCGUCCAUGGAGAGGUCUCAAGCGCGAUUGAGGGUCUUGGCGGCACGCUGCUGGAAUUCAUCGCGGACGAGGUGCUCGCGGUCUUCAACGCCCCGAACGAGGUAGUGGACCACGAGGAGCACGCCACAGAAGCCGCGACAGAUGUCCUCGAGCGGGUGGAGCGUCUUGGGGUCCGGAUGCGCUGCGGCGUGCACUCGGGGAAGGUCCUGGUAGGCAACAUUGGCUCACAAACUCGCAUCAAGUACGGCGUGCUGGGUGACAGCGUGAACGUGGCAGCGCGUUUGAAGAGCAUCAACUCCCACUUUGGUACAUCAUGCUUGGUAUCAAACGAGUGUCUGGAGGAGGCGGACGAUUUGCACAAGACCUUCGUGGCCCGGCCUGUGGGGAACCUUAUCCUCAAGGGCCGGAAGUCUGCGACAAAGGUGUGGGAGGUCCGGGCGCGUCGCACGAACGAGAAGUCUGGGCUGGCCAAGACCUAUGACAUUCACAGGAAGGCCUUCGAGCUUUUUGUCGCCCGACGCUUCGGUGAAGCGCGGCCCCUGCUGUCUGAGGUGUGCCGCAGCCUUCGUGGCCGGCAAGGCAGCGUGGACUUUCCGUCGCAGCAUUUGCUUCACUUGUGCGAAAAGUUUCUGAAAGAGCCGCCCCCGCCCGACUGGGAUGCCUCAGAAUCGAUGACCAAGAAGUAG
Symbiodinium natans is the source of this 5634-nucleotide messenger RNA. The record is from the annotation of a GenBank genome assembly. NCBI's taxonomy places the organism in Eukaryota, Dinophyceae, Suessiales, Symbiodiniaceae.